Molecule: messenger RNA, 1507 nt
Organism: Xiphophorus couchianus (Monterrey platyfish)
Lineage: Eukaryota; Metazoa; Chordata; Actinopteri; Cyprinodontiformes; Poeciliidae
Gene: tank
Product: TRAF family member-associated NFKB activator
Exons: 8
Coding region: 221-1237 (338 amino acids)
Biological process (GO): negative regulation of canonical NF-kappaB signal transduction
Source: RefSeq, a predicted model, not a curated record
ACGCUCUCUCGCACGCAAACACACUCACACCGGCGGAGAGGCGGAUGGAUCUGCCGAGCUGUUGCUCGGUCGCCUUACUGAAAACACCGGCUAAUGCAGAUCCAGUUAAAAGAAUACGGAACUAUGCAAAGCACUCUUUAAAUGUCACUUUGUGACCAGUUGGACAUGUAUCCCGGAUGGUUUUAGCGGCUCAUGCCUGCCGUGACAGUGAUGACAAGGCAUGGACAGGAAUAUUGGAGACCAGCUAAACAAAGCUUUUGAAGCUUAUCGCCAGGUCUCCAUCGAAAAGGACAAUGCUCAAAAGGAGUUGCAAAAAAUGAAGGAACAUUAUGAGCAGUACACUCAAGAACUUCUAAAGCAGAUAGAAGACCAGCAACGUUUGAUUUCUGAUCUUGAAACUGAGUUGUCGGCAACAAGGCAACCCUCAGGAGAGAUGAAAUGUGAGCCUCGCAACCAUCUUCUCAAAGCGCCUGCCUCUAGUAGGAAGACACAGUACCGGGGGAAUGUGGCCACCGUUGCUGGUGCCUCAAAUUUGACAGUCAACAGCAGCUCUGACUAUCAGGACAUGUUGGCGGCAUUUGAAGCAAUUCAGGGCAAAUUCCGACAGAUCCAGACCCUGACUACAAAACAGAAACAUCAUCUGAAAAGGUUCCACGGAAGUUACGACAACUCAAACGACCAGCGCUUCUCCAUGCCGAUCCAGUGCACAGAUGGAACCGUAGAAGCAGAGAGGCCCUUUCCUACACCUCUGAGGUUAACUGCGGAUGUCCCUCACCUGCCUGCACCCCUGGCUUCUCGUGGCACCAGCCAGGAGGACAGAGACUUGGUAGACUCUCUCACCAAACUCAGUGUCAAAUUCCCGCCCCCCACGGACAGUGAAUACGACUUCCUGAACAGUGCUCCGGAGAGGAACAUCGGCCUGCCAGUGGCUCGAAAGCCGCCCCUCGGCUCCUCCACGCUGCCAGAGGAGGAGCCCGUGGAACUGCCCUUGCCUUUUGUCUAUCCCACGUCCCCCUCCCACUCGUCAUCCUCCUCGCCCUCCCAUGAGAGCGUGCGGGGACCCGAGCAGCCCCUGUGGACCCCCGAGCUGUGUGACGCCGUUGACAUGGGAGCCAACCAGGAGCCUCUGAGCAGCUGUCCCGUUGAAUGCGCAUUCUGUCCCGAUUUAGUUCCCCAGAACCUCAUGACAAGCCAUCUUUACUUGCACUUCUUGCCAAAGAAGGAAGCAGAGAAUUGACAGCAGACUGACAGGCAAAGGUCUGAACUUACUUCAAGAACUUUUGACUGUUUUUAUGGUCUUUGCAGGCGUGAGUCUGCUUGCCAUGAACUCCAAAGCGCUGUACAGGAUUUGAAAAUUACACUGCUAUAAGACUUGAAUUCAUUUAUUUAAUACUGAAGAAUUUAAUGGUACACUUUCUUGUCCAUACUGAUUUUCUAAUAUCACACUGAGAAUUUACAGUGACGCAUAUGGUAUAUAUGAGGAAAUAAACAAUAUAUUUACUCUUGA